AUGUCCGACUUAUAUCUGUCGCGCAUGCGCAACUGGUUCCUCAGCUCGCCUCCUGCCGAAUGGGCCCUCAUCCGCCUCCGCGAGCUGCUGAUCGGGGCAUUGCGCCAGGGCCCCGUCCCUACCCAUGUCGCUUUUGAGAUGGACGGCAACCGGCGAUAUGCAAGGAGCCACAAGAUCGAGACCAUCGAGGGCCACCACCUUGGCUUUGAAGCUCUAGCUCGGGUCCUCGAAAUAUGCUACAAGUGCGGCGUCAAAGUUGUAACCGUCUACGCAUUCAGCAUCGAGAAUUUCAACCGCCCAAAGUACGAGGUCGAUGGCUUGAUGCAGCUCGCCAAGCUCAAGCUCGAGCAGCUGGUACAGCACGGAGAGCUCCUCGAUAGAUACGGCGCCUGUGUUCGUGUUCUAGGCCAGAGGGACCUCAUAAGCCCCGACGUUCUCGAGGUGGUUGACAGAGCCGUCGCCACGACGAAGCACAACACCGAUACCAUCCUCAACAUAUGCUUUCCCUACACGUCGAGAGAAGAGAUCACGACAGCUAUCCGAUCGACUGUACAGGAAUACUCAACUACGCCGCGCCCCCAUAGCACGCCAUUUUCGCAAAGCCGCAUCACACAAAAGAUCAUGUCCAAGCAGGGUGACAAGCACGAGCCCUUGUCAUCGAUUAGGGAAUUGUCUCCCUCGCCCUCGCCCCCUUCGUCUCGGUCCGACGACCACGAAGGCUCUGUCUCGUCAUCAGUGACACUGCAUGUUGAGUCCGGAGCGGAGCCUAACGUGACAAUCUACCCCAACGCUGAGAACAUCACUGCCCAGACCAUCGAAAGCCAUUUAUACACGGCUGGAUGUCCGCCCCUCGACAUAUUCGUUAGGACAAGCGGGGUGGAGAGGCUAAGCGAUUUCAUGCUGUGGCAAGGUCACCAAAAUGCGCAGAUCUUCUUCCUCAAGUGCUUCUGGCCCGAGUUUGACCUGUGGCAAUUUCUCCCGGUAAUCGUUGAAUGGCAGCGACGUCAAAUACAAAAGGAGAGAGACGAGAGACCUCGGCGGGCGAAGCAAGUUUAA
Molecule: messenger RNA, 1056 nt
Organism: Lasiosphaeria miniovina
Lineage: Eukaryota; Fungi; Ascomycota; Sordariomycetes; Sordariales; Lasiosphaeriaceae
Product: Decaprenyl diphosphate synthase-like protein
Exons: 3
Coding region: 1-1056 (351 amino acids)
Cellular component (GO): membrane; lipid droplet; endoplasmic reticulum
Molecular function (GO): ditrans,polycis-polyprenyl diphosphate synthase [(2E,6E)-farnesyl diphosphate specific] activity
Source: RefSeq, a predicted model, not a curated record